AUGUCGCGUCGCGGAGUCGGCCUCGGGGCCUUUGCAAAUCGCACUCAAGCAACCCAAUCUUAUGCUACUCAUGGCGCAAACCUACGCUCUACCCAUACAGCCUCCCUUCAGACCCAGCUCUCGGUCUUCCAGUCGCUGCUCCAUACCUUUGCCCUGGAACAUAGCUCCACUAUCAAAUCCGAUCCAACCUUCCGAGCGGAAUUCGCACGCAUGUGCAAUACCAUCGGAGUUGAUCCUCUCGCCGCAAGCAACAUCAAAGGCAAGAAUGGUCGCCGUGGGCUGGGCGAGGGAGGUAGCUUCUGGACCCAGAUACUGGGAGGGGAUAUGAAUGAUUUCUACUUUGAGGUUGCCGUCCGAGUUGUGGAGCUGUGUAGAGAAACAAGGAGUGAAAAUGGCGGGCUGAUUGGUGUUGAAGAGUGCCGCAAACGAGUGGGGAAGGGCAAGGCGAUCGGGAGCGGGCUCGAGGUUUCAGAUGACGAUAUCUUACGUGCAGUCCGGUCCCUUGAGCCUCUAGGCUCUGGGUUUUCCAUUGUCAACGUGGGCAGCAAGCAAUAUAUUCGAUCCGUCCCAAAAGAGCUCAACACUGACCAAGCAACUGUCCUAGAAGCUAUCCAGGUUCUAGGAUAUGUCAGUGUCUCUAUGCUGCGAUUAAACCUCAAGUGGGAAAAGGCUCGAGCGCAAACAGUAAUCGAUGACCUGCUUGCUGACGGUUUAGUCUGGGUGGAUGCCCAGGGCCGUGAAAAGGAGUAUUGGUCACCUCAGAAUCUGCUCGAUGAUAGCGGGUGA
Messenger RNA from Penicillium arizonense, 786 nucleotides. RefSeq names its product ESCRT-II subunit protein SNF8. NCBI's taxonomy places the organism in Eukaryota, Fungi, Ascomycota, Eurotiomycetes, Eurotiales, Aspergillaceae. Gene Ontology annotation, biological process: protein transport to vacuole involved in ubiquitin-dependent protein catabolic process via the multivesicular body sorting pathway. Bases 1 to 786 code for a protein of 261 amino acids. The transcript has 2 exons. The record is from RefSeq and is a predicted model, not a curated record. Gene Ontology annotation, cellular component: ESCRT II complex.